AAUUUUUUAUUCAUACAAUACAGUUGUUAAUUCUUGAGGUUUUUUUCUCUAUAUAUUAAACACAUCUUUCUUUCGGGAGUGUGUCAGCGGCAAAUUAAUAACAUAUACUAGAUUAUUGUUAAUAUAAAUAAUCAACAUUAAAUACAACAACAACAAGUUUAAUAUCAUUAUUUAUUGAAAUUGUAUCUAGAUAUAAAGAAAGUUUUGGUUUCUUUUAAAUAAAAAUAAAAACACAAUCAAACGUAUAAUUAUAUAUUUAAAAAAAAAAAUUACCUGUUGAUCUACAAAAAAAUAAAAGAAAGACAUCAAUAUGAAUUUCAACGUUAGUUUGAUGGAGAAAUUAAAAUGGAAGAUUAAAUGCAUUGAAAAUAAGUUUUUAAACUAUCGUUUAACUACCAAUGAAACGGUGGUAGCUGAAACUGAAUAUGGCAAAGUGAAAGGCGUUAAACGUUUAACUGUGUACGAUGAUUCCUACUACAGUUUCGAGGGUAUACCGUACGCCCAACCGCCAGUGGGUGAGCUGAGAUUUAAAGCACCCCAGCGACCAACACCCUGGGAUGGUGUGCGUGAUUGUUGCAAUCAUAAAGAUAAGUCAGUGCAAGUUGAUUUUAUUACGGGCAAAGUGUGUGGCUCAGAGGAUUGUCUAUACCUAAGUGUCUAUACGAAUAAUCUAAAUCCCGAAACUAAACGUCCCGUUUUAGUGUACAUACAUGGUGGUGGUUUUAUUAUCGGUGAAAAUCAUCGUGAUAUGUAUGGUCCUGAUUAUUUCAUUAAAAAGGAUGUGGUGUUGAUUAACAUACAAUAUCGUUUGGGAGCUCUAGGUUUUCUAAGUUUAAAUUCAGAAGACCUUAAUGUGCCCGGUAAUGCCGGCCUUAAAGAUCAAGUCAUGGCCUUGCGUUGGAUUAAAAAUAAUUGUGUCAACUUUGGUGGCAAUCCCGAGAAUAUUACAGUCUUUGGUGAAAGUGCCGGUGCUGCUUCUACCCAUUACAUGAUGUUAACCGAACAAACUCGUGGUCUUUUCCAUCGUGGUAUACUAAUGUCGGGCAAUGCUAUUUGUCCAUUGGCUAAUACCCAAUGUCAACAUCGUGCCUUCACCUUAGCCAAAUUGGCCGGUUAUAAGGGUGAAGAUAAUGAUAAGGAUGUUUUGGAGUUUCUUAUGAAAGCCAAGCCACAGGAUUUAAUAAAACUUGAGGAAAAAGUUUUAACUCUAGAAGAGCGUACAAAUAAGGUCAUGUUUCCUUUUGGUCCCACUGUUGAGCCAUAUCAGACCGCUGAUUGUGUCUUACCCAAACAUCCUAGGGAAAUGGUUAAAACUGCUUGGGGUAAUUCGAUACCCACUAUGAUGGGUAACACUUCAUAUGAGGGUCUAUUUUUCACUUCGAUUCUUAAGCAAAUGCCUAUGCUUGUUAAAGAAUUAGAAACUUGUGUCAAUUUUGUGCCAAGUGAAUUGGCUGAUGCUGAACGCACCGCCCCAGAGACUUUGGAAAUGGGUGCAAAAAUUAAAAAGGCUCAUGUUACAGGAGAAACACCAACCGCCGAUAAUUUUAUGGAUCUUUGCUCUCACAUCUAUUUCUGGUUCCCCAUGCAUCGUUUAUUGCAAUUACGUUUCAAUCACACCUCCGGUACACCCGUCUACUUGUAUCGCUUCGACUUCGAUUCGGAAGAUCUUAUCAAUCCCUAUCGUAUUAUGCGUAGUGGACGUGGUGUUAAGGGUGUUAGUCAUGCUGAUGAAUUAACCUAUUUCUUCUGGAAUCAAUUGGCCAAACGUAUGCCUAAAGAAUCCCGUGAAUACAAAACAAUUGAACGUAUGACUGGUAUAUGGAUACAAUUUGCCACCACUGGUAAUCCUUAUAGCAAUGAAAUUGAAGGUAUGGAAAAUGUUUCCUGGGAUCCAAUUAAGAAAUCCGAUGAAGUAUACAAGUGUUUGAAUAUUAGUGAUGAAUUGAAAAUGAUUGAUGUGCCUGAAAUGGAUAAGAUUAAACAAUGGGAAUCGAUGUUUGAAAAACAUAGAGAUUUAUUUUAGAGUGUAACCAAAGAGUGUGAAAUAUAUAACGAUAUUUAAAUUUUUUUAUAUAUAUAUAUAUAUUUUUUAAUUAUGUAAUCUUUUUUUUAUAUAUUUAACUAUGUAGUUUUGUAAAAAUUAUUAUACAUAUAUAAAAUAAUUGUAGAACAUGCAAUUUAACUAUUGCUUUUUUUUAUAAUAUAAAGUCAUUUGUUUUUAAAUAAAAUUAAUAUAUUAUUAUAAA
Lucilia cuprina (Australian sheep blowfly) is the source of this 2246-nucleotide messenger RNA. RefSeq names its product esterase B1. Bases 311 to 2023 code for a protein of 570 amino acids. The transcript has 6 exons. Lineage: Eukaryota; Metazoa; Arthropoda; Insecta; Diptera; Calliphoridae. The record is from RefSeq and is a predicted model, not a curated record.